UAUGAAUUAACCUUAUCUUCAUCCAGCCAAUCAAAUUAUUCAGGAUUCAGCUCCCAAAGAAACUCUUUAUGUAACUGGAUUGAAUGAUAAAAUUAAACUAGAGGACUUGAAAUUUGUGUUGUACAUACUCUUUUCAUAAUUCGGAGAAGUCCUUUAAAUGGUCAUGAAGAAAACACAGAAAUUAAGAGGGUAAGCCUUUAUAGUAUUUUAAAACAUUACUUAUGCUACUAAUGCUAAAGCAGCUUUAUCAGGUAUGAUUGUUUAUGAUAAACCAUUGGUAUCAUCUAUUCCUGAUAUUUUAGAUUAUUGAAUUUGCGUACAAGAAAAGUGUUAUUUUCGAUAGGAUUGAGGGCAAAUUUUAUUAUAAGCAAAAGCAACACAAGGAAUUGUAACCCACUUUGCCAAAUGAAUUGAUAAAAGAAAAGAAACAGAAAAAGUUUGAAGAGAAAAUACAAAAUAGUGGCAAUUUAAAUUAGGGAGAAAUCAAUAAUGUCUUGUUGAUAGAAUCAUUGCCUCCCUUUGUUACAGAGAUCAUGUUAUCCGAGCUAUUUAGGUAAUACCCUGGUUAUUCACUCAUUAAGUUGAUACCUGCUAGAGGCUUGGCAUUUGUUGAAUAUUAGAAUGAUGAUCAAGCCACAGUUGCAUUAAAGGGUUUGAGUAACUUCAAAAUCACUCCUGAGUGUCAAUUAAAAGUAAAAUAUGCCAAAAAGUGAAGAGUAU
Molecule: messenger RNA, 720 nt
Organism: Paramecium octaurelia
Lineage: Eukaryota; Ciliophora; Oligohymenophorea; Peniculida; Parameciidae
Source: the annotation of a GenBank genome assembly